This is a messenger RNA of Dacryopinax primogenitus, 831 nucleotides long. RefSeq lists its product as uncharacterized. Lineage: Eukaryota; Fungi; Basidiomycota; Dacrymycetes; Dacrymycetales; Dacrymycetaceae. The transcript has 3 exons. The coding region runs from base 69 to 485 and encodes 138 amino acids. The record is from RefSeq and is a predicted model, not a curated record.
CCAUCCCGUCCCCUUCCCCUUACCGCCUCGCCCUCCCCUCCAUAUCAACUCCCAUCCCAUCCUCGACGAUGCCCCACCGUUCAUCCCGCAAGCCCUCCCCAACAACCAUGUCCCACCUCAUCAACAUCCCCGAGUCCCCCGAGGCACACAAAGCAAUCUUCCUCGAGCGCGAGCGUGUACACAACGCCGUCCUCACGCGAAGGGAUGAGCGAGUACGCAAAUUCGUCGACCCGUUCGAGAACUUCUUCGUGCGCAAGUGGCUCUUGUUCGAGAGCACUUUUGCCCUCAGCAUGCUCGAACCGUGGGAAAAGGUCCUCGUCUUAUCACUCUGCUUCUUCCUCUUCUCCCUAAUCACGAUCGGCGUCUGCCGCUACCUCCCCUACCAUAUCCAGUUCCUUGCCCGCCGCGCCAGCUUCUACAUCCUCGGGGACGAGAGUGCACACGUAAGGCAGCUGGCAACACUCCUCGGAGCGAAGCGGCAUUAACAGCUUGUGCACAAUCUGCUAUGCCGCUAUGCCUCCUUUUCGUUUCGCCUUCUUCGAGCGGAUCAAACCCGAGGAGUUUCCGCACGUAAGGAGCAUCAGUGCUCAUGACAACUUACCCACUGAUGAGACAAUGUUGCUUUUUAAAUGCUUCUUCCUGCGCAUGUAUCAUAACCUUAUAUCCCUUGGUAUGAAGACGUAAUAACCACUGCUGCUGAGCGCUCUCAUGUCUGAUGCGUCAAAACGUCUCUAAAGGCUGAAACAAGCUUGAAGUCCGGGAGACCAGCGCAGUGCUUUACGCCACGGUGCGAUCAAUCCAGCCCACGAUGACUACCCAACCUGCUUUUCC